AUGGCAUUUUCAGGACGGUCCACUGGCUCUUCUGGAGUCAUGAGAUACCUGCGGAUACGGAAAAGUUACACUGAAGAAUUGAGAAGACUAUUUGCUUUCUCAAACUGCUUGUCCUUGAAGCCUUGGCUGUCGUACACCUCGACUUUUCGAGGAUCCUUCAUAAAUUCCGCGUGCCCAACGUCACCUCUUGCUCACCUUAGUUGUAAUCGCUUGAUGACUCAUAUUGCCUUCUCCUCACGGAAGCCGGAGAUCCUUUCUCAACCUUUCCCGGAAUUUGGCAAUCGCCGGGGUACCGAGUGCCUCAAAACACAGCCUCACCUAGCCGGCUAUUCAGGCGCAAUGAUUCUAACUAUCUCAGAACCACACCCCCAGAAUGUUGAGCUCUUGGCUGGAGCAGUGCGAAACAGGUUGAGAACGGGAGGACUCGUCACAUUCUCAUCGAUGAAUAUGCAGACACUACGUGCGUCGAAGGAAGAAAUCGGGCUCAAGAGCUUGAUUAGGUUCUUCAACAGCUUUUCUCGAAGCCGCAACAAAUCGAACAUCAGUAGCUGCAGCUGGCAAUUUCUGGGCCAGGAAGGGCUAAAGUCUGAAAUCCGAAGGCACUGCAUCGCUUCCUUUGACAACGAAGAUAUUGUGACGCUUUUGGGCGAUAGGACCAAGAGCUAUCUCCUCCCCCGGAUGCGCAGAAGACGGUUACCCCUGAAACACCUUAGAGCUCCGAAAGGGCUGCAAAACACGAGUUAUCGCAGGAUAGAAAAGCAGUUUUCCCAACAACACAUCCAACCCGUCCAACACCGUCUAUCCGAUCAAGAGCACACAAAUUCCCCGUCCCAUUCCCCGCUCGUCGUCAAAUUAAGCCCAAUGCCGUUUGAAACGGUUGAUGAGCGGGGGAGCCGUCUAAGACCCGCCCCGGGCCCCACAUACCCCCGGGCGGAGAUCACUGUGGAGACUACGGCAGUCGGGGGCAACGGGCCGGGACCAAGGCUUGCGUACCGUACCGGCAUUGACAUGAGAGCGUUCACCGAUAACAUCAGUAAGUGUCAAUCGAUCAAGCAACUUGCCUUGUCUAGCAAGCUACAAUAUCGAAUACACUCUCCUGCUUCGCUGGCUCUGCAUACGCGCGCUGCACCCAAGGUGCCGAUUACAACCUCACCGACAUCGCAGACCAUCCCUCUCAAUCCCACCCCCAACUCUCCCGUCUCCCCCAGAGGAAACGUUCCCCUCUCGUUUAAAAUGCUUCCAGAAACGCAGAGUGAGACAUUGGGAUACCACGUCAACGUACUCCAUACACUAGCCACUUCCAAGACAUGGGAAAUUCUGCCCCAUGCCAACGUGCCUAGCCCAGCCCCCCACGAAAUACUUACCUACUCCUGCAUCAACCAAGGCACAGGAAAAACCACAGAAGCCUCUCUCUCUGUCCAUGCUAUUUUGCCUCCUCCCCAACCGCCCGGCGAACAAAAGGUCCCUCCCCUCGUCGUAUGUUGCACGAGGGCACAUGACCGCGCACCAUGCAUCAGCUUCGCUUACAACGCUCACCGCCGCCGUUCACUGCUGCUCAGCGCUUGCUCGUCCAGCGAGGCGGUCCUCUCAGCUUCCAUUCCAUGUGUUCUCCGGGCUUGUGUUUUUGCCUCCAUCGUGGAUCUACAGACCGCGGGCACCCCGUCCCCAGUCUGUCCCCCCCGGUCCGCAUCCCGCCACACCUCUCCAUCGUUACACCUCUUCAACCAACCCGUGCAUCUCUUCCGCGUCGCCCCGCGCGUGCGAGUGCUAGCUAGCCUAGCGUGCCCGUCAUCUGCGGACGUUUGCUCAUGGCUCGUGCCGGCCGUAAACGGCGGGAGGACGAUGGCGGAUGGGGGAGCCUGGCGCCGUCCGAAUCACACGCGCCUAGGCCGCAUGCGGUCUGUAGGGCGGCACGGCGGUUGGGUCCAGGGGUCCAACAGCUUUUGUCGCACGGCCGGUCAUGCCGGUUUACCCUUCAUCUUUUUUGACACUAUUGUCGGUCACCGUGGCGGCGUGUGGGACGAGUACAGACGUGAUCGGAUGGUCGACUGGGGAGAUGCCGGGAUUUCAUUCAUGUCUGUGGCCCCCCUGCCCAUUACCCAAAGAGUGUUGUUCGUGCUUGAUAAGAUGCUGCGAAUCUGCCUCGUUUCGCGUUUUUGGGCGGAUGAAAGAGUCAGUUCACCUGGUUUCCCCGCCUGCCCAGAGGGAUGA
This is a messenger RNA of Colletotrichum lupini, 2211 nucleotides long. RefSeq lists its product as uncharacterized. The record is from RefSeq and is a predicted model, not a curated record. NCBI's taxonomy places the organism in Eukaryota, Fungi, Ascomycota, Sordariomycetes, Glomerellales, Glomerellaceae. Bases 1 to 2211 code for a protein of 736 amino acids. The transcript has 16 exons.